This is a messenger RNA of Seriola dumerili (greater amberjack), 1985 nucleotides long. It is a transcript of the gene pgrmc2, whose product is annotated as progesterone receptor membrane component 2. Gene Ontology annotation, cellular component: membrane; endomembrane system. The record is from RefSeq and is a predicted model, not a curated record. NCBI's taxonomy places the organism in Eukaryota, Metazoa, Chordata, Actinopteri, Carangiformes, Carangidae. The coding region runs from base 9 to 605 and encodes 198 amino acids. The transcript is spliced from 3 exons.
UGUGCAGUAUGGCGGACGAUGGAGACAGUUCGAGCGGACCAGUUGACACAAGCGGCGGGCAGGGGGCAGCGGAUGAGUCGGACGGGCUCGGCCUUGGCGGGAUGUUGCUGAAUAUUAGUAUUUUGGUUCUGGUGGUGGCGGUCUGUCUGGUGGUGUACCGGCGGUGGGGCAGGCGGCUCGGCGCCGACGCGGCCCAGGGCGACGAGGCCUCGGCUCUUCCCAAGAUGAGGAGACGGGACUUCACUCUGGAGCAGCUGCGGGAGUACGACGGACUCCAGAACCCCCGCAUCCUGAUGGCUGUCAACAUGAAAAUUUUCGACGUGACCAGCGGCAAAAAGUUUUACGGGAAAGAUGGUCCUUACGGCAUUUUCGCGGGCCGGGAUGCUUCAAGAGGCCUGGCCACCUUCUGCCUGGAGAAAGACGCCCUGCGGGACGAGUACGACGAUUUGUCAGACCUCAACGCUGUACAGAUGGAGAGCGUGAGGGAGUGGGAGAUGCAGUUCAUGGAAAAAUACGAUUACGUCGGGAGGUUGCUGAAGCCCGGAGACGAACCAUCGGAGUACACGGACGAGGAGGACAUCAAGGACCACCUGAAACACGACUGAGCGGUUCCAUCACACCGACCAAAGCCAGGAGCCCCAAACAGCUGCGACAGACCGCCCCAGACCCCCCAGACCACCUCCUCCUCCUGCCCCAUCGAUCUACCUGCCACUCUCUUUGCCUGCCCCACUCCCCAAAAACUCUUCACCUCCUGAGUCUGUACGGUGCCGUGGCUGUUCUGGAAGGACGGGACUCAAGUCUCAACGCCCAGACCUCCCUCCCUCUUCAUCCUACAAUGAUGACCACCAACAGAAAGCAAUUGGAAACCUUCGACGAGGGGCUUUUUUAAUGACAGCAAACACGUCUGGGGGGAGAGCGGUUGUGCCAUUAGAUGUAUUUGAAACAAAAUCACAAAAUAUGUAGGGGGAAGGGAAGGGGAUACGUGUGGUCAUUGUGGUCGCCGCUGAGCGCUGGGUGGAGGUUGGUCGGAGUUAGUCAGAAACGCACUGGUCAAAGAUGAUCAGUGGAUCGGGAUGGGGAAACAGAUUUCUCUCUUUUUAUCUGUGGUUUAGUCACAUUGCAACUGAAACUGCUUCAGCUUUGGACAGCUUAUCUAUCAAUCAAUCAUUUCUGUUUCUUUUUUUUUUUUUUCUUUUUGGUUCAAUCAUCCCCCCUUGUUGAGAGGGCAGUGCUGUGGCCUAACCAAAGGUAAUUGGCAGGGCGUUGCAUUUUCCUGUUGUGUUUGUAGUGUAUGCACUACUAGUUUUCUUUGUUUGUCACCAUGUGAUUGUAUUUGUUGAGUAGCAUAGAGAGAGAGAGAGAGAGAGAGGCUGAGACGGAAGGCUUUUUUUUCUUUUCUUUUUUCUUUUUCUUUUCUUUUAUUAUUUUUUUUCUUUGUUUUUUUGGAUGGGUUUGGGGGGGGGUCAAAGGUCCUUGCCAUAUGAAACCUGUUUUGAAUCACAUCAGAUGGACUGAAUCACUGAUCGGGAAUACAAAGGGAAGGUGAUAAGGCAGUCCUAAUCAAUCGACUCAAUUGUUUACAUGCCUCACAAGCCAGCUGCAAGUCUGUAGAUUCCCCUGAAAAUGGUCCAAGUAUUAAUUGUGCCUUAUUUUGUUUGUUGUGUCAGUCCUGACAGGUCUAACAGAGGAGGUGAGCGAAGGGAUGGAGGUGUUGGUUUUUCCUAGACUCAGUGCCCCAGACUUUAAAGAAGGCAUAUGUUCUGGCAGUCGUCCACACACAGACUGUAAUAUUUCCCCACUUCACAAACUUUGUAAAUAGACCGUAUGAAUUACUCAGUGUUACUGCCAUAUUUAUGUAGAUGAUGAACUCCAUAUACGUAUAAUGCUAUGUCGUAUUGGCCAAAACCCCCAUGGUUUGUGUGGUUUUUUUUUUUGUUUCUGUUUUGUUUUGUUUUGUUUUGUUUUUCUUUUUGUUUUGUUUUUUU